Exaiptasia diaphana is the source of this 2024-nucleotide messenger RNA. Its product is annotated as probable CTD kinase subunit alpha homolog. Gene Ontology annotation, biological process: signal transduction; protein phosphorylation. The record is from RefSeq and is a predicted model, not a curated record. Lineage: Eukaryota; Metazoa; Cnidaria; Anthozoa; Actiniaria; Aiptasiidae. The coding region runs from base 451 to 1551 and encodes 366 amino acids. Gene Ontology annotation, cellular component: cytoplasm. The transcript has 4 exons. Gene Ontology annotation, molecular function: protein kinase activity; ATP binding.
UGUAGCUUUUUGUUUUGCUCAAUGAGAUCCUUAUUUGAUUUCAUUGUGUUGUCAAGUAAAGUAGCAUGAUCAUCACUGAUAGAAGUCAUUUUGGUUUGUACAACAGAAGGACACUAAAAAAUUCGUUUGUCUGAUUUGACCGCCAACGAGAAAUGAAUUUGGCGCGCAAAUGUUUUGUUUACUAACGGCUAUGACGAUUAUUUAAUGGGGGGUAGGGUAGGUUAAUAUCCUUAUCAACAAAACAUGUAAUUGUAUUUAUUUUUUGCUAAUAUUUGAGAUGCAUAUACAAAUAGAAUAAAAUAUAGAAAUAUAAAAAAAUACAUAAAACGUAUUUGUUUAGAAAAACACUUUCCAAAGUCGUUGUAACCAGUCUUUCACCUAACCCUCCCUACUGCCAACCUGGAUUUUUGUUGGUUUCUCUGAGGAGUCCUGAGUACUACUGAUAUCAAAAUGGCCGACGCCGAUGUUCAAGCCGUUGGGUCCGCUGUUGAUACUAAUAUGAUCAGUAAAAUCAAAGUGUCAACUGCUAAGAACAAACGAAAGUCCCGGGACAACACAUUAGAAGWGUUGAGAAGGAAAAGAAUUGCAAGGAAAAAGAAGAAAAAGGCCGAACUACAGAAAAUGACGAAGAAAGAAAGAGCUUCAUUCUUGAAGAAGAAAAUUACUGAACCUCUUCAACACAAAGUAGAAGAAAACGAAUUGAAAUACCAAUCGGAAAAAAAAGUAGCUGCCUUUUACUGGAACAAAUGGAAGGAAGACAAAAGACAACAUCUAGAUGAUUUAAAUAGUGUGAGCAAAAGCAGAUUCGUUGAUAGAAGUAACAUUAAGGAUGUAAUGGAUGAAAAACAAAGUGUAAUAGGAGAAGGUGUAUUUGGAAAAGUUUCAAAAAAGAUUUACAGAGGCAUUGAAGUUGCAGCAAAAUAUUUUAAAUCAGGAUCYGUUACAUGUGUAAAAAGAGAGGCAGCAAUAAUCAACAACUUUGAUCAUCCAGUUUUACCUCUUGUAUUUGGAUUAUGCAUUGAAAAACUGCCUUAUAUUCUUGUUAUGCAAUUCUAUGGAAUUAGAGGAAGUUGCAUCACAUUGAGGAAAGCUCUUACAUCACAUUUAAUUGAAGAGCUCACUGGAUGGAUCCCUGUGUUGUAUAAAAUUGCAGAUGGUCUUGAUUAUGUGCACAAGAAAGGUUACCUUCAUAAUGACCUAAAAGGGGACAAUAUUGUCAUUACUAGUCAAAAUGAUGGCUUGCAUCCUAUUAUUAUUGACUUUGGAAAAUCAACAAAAACAGAAGAUGCUAAACUAUAUUCACUAACAAAAGAAMAACAACGUGAAUAUAGAAAGUACCACAAGCACAUAGCUCCUGAAGUUGUUGCAGGAAUACACUCGCAGUCGUUUGCAAGUGAUAUUUUUGCAUUUGGCAUGAUUAUUACAUCUGUGACUAAGUCUUAUGAAAGUAGUAUUGAAGUUCUCCAGGAAAUAGCUAAUGAAUGUAUACACGAUGAUCCACUACAGCGUCCUUACUURAGAACCCUACUGCACAGUCUGAACUCUUCAUAAUUGUGUCUUAUCUGACAAAUAUAUAUUUUUUUCUAUUAUAUAAUGAUAGCAAUGUUUACUACAUUGAUUAUGAUUUGAUAGCAUUCUAUAAUUUGUUUUACAGUAUAAYAAUUCACAAUGCCUUCAUUUUAAGUGAAAYAUAUGUACUGUAUAUUAUUUUGUUGCUGCUCUUCAUGCCACAUAGGCUUAACUGGUAGUGAUGAUGAUAUGUAUGCACUUGUAAAUGAUGAGAAGUUCAAACUUUGGAGAAGAACAUGAAUCUAAGAUAUUUACAUGUAAUCAUAUAUAGGGGUAAUAAUCCUUUUGAAUGCUACUUUUUAUAUCCACAUGUAUCCCAAUAGUAUACAUUUACUUCAUAAAAAAGGGAACUAUUAGUAUAAUUAAAAAUGUUACCAUUUUCACAUACACUGAAGAUAUGAUACUGGUAGUAAACACAGGAAUUUCCUGGGUCCCCUAUUCUAAAUAAAAUUGUU